AUGAUUUUGUGUAACAUUAAUAAUUAUAUUAACAAGAAAUAUAUACUUUACUUUAAUUCAUGUAGAAGAUUUUCAGAGACCAGUGAAAUCCUGUCAAAAUUAUUCAAAAAUCUCAAAGAUAGGCCAAACAUAAAUAAUUUCUCCAUACAUACUUUAAAGUUUAGUGAAACCGAUAAUUGUAAAGAAAAUAGUUCUAUAAAUGAUGUUAUAUCCAAGAAAUCAUUGGAUUCAUCAAAAAAAAUUCAAUGUGCAUAUUCAGAUUCCUUUUUAACUCUUGAUUUACUAACACAUUCUAAUAGACGGCAGGAUCUCUCAAUAUAUAGAGAAAAUAAAGAUUUUAUUAUUAGCUCUUUUAUCACUCUGAUUAAUUUAAAAACUAAAAACCAUGAUUUGCUGUCCUUUCUUUGUGAUUCUUUGACGGUUAUUGUAAAUGAUUUGAAUUUCGACGAAUUAUAUAGACUUGUAAAGGUUAUAUCUAAUGAAAAGUCAGGCAAAUCUCACCUUAGUGAUAAAAUUUCCACUAUUUUUUGCAGUUUACUGACAAGAGUUAACUAUUUGAUCACUGAAAAACUAUCAUACACUAAAGGAAUAGUUAAGGUUAAUGAACUCCCUAAAUAUUCUGCUGGUUAUUUACAUGACUCAGGUUCCGAUAUAACACCUGGAAUCAAUUUUGAUUGCGAAGAACAUUUGGAAAAGCUAUGGCAUCUGUGGUACAUAUUAUCUAAAAAAUCUUUUCAUGAAUCGAAGUAUACAGUUUCACUUUUAUUGUCACUUUUGGAACUCGAAACUGGCAGGAUAUUUAAGUUUGAUUUAAGAAGAGUAUGUAGAGCAUUGGAUAUAGUUGUAGGGGACUGUAAAUUCUUCAGUAAAUUAGAAGAAAGAUUUAUUUUAAGGCUACUGAAGAGGUUUAGCAUAGUUUUAUCCAAUUUAGAUAAUGACCAGGACCCUGAACUUCACCUAAAAUCCAACAAUAUAACUCCUAUUCAAGUUAAGAAGUUUUUCUGUAACAUAUCGAAAAUAUCCAAAAUAUCACCUAAACUCUUAGAGAACUUUUUACAAUUAGAAAACAGUUAUAAAUCAUUUCAAAAUUUUGUCACAUUAUCUAGUUUUCUUUUGAACAAUGAACAUGGUAAACUAGAUGUUUCUGAAAGAAACCAUGAACACUCUGAUAGUGAUUUAACUGAGUACUUUAAUAAAAAUUCAACUGAAUUAAAUUAUAAACACAAUAAGUUGUUUUUGAAGGUUUUUGUAGAUUCUGUCGAGAUUGUUAAGUUCCUGGACCACCUGAUCUUAUGUCGUACUCCAGAUUCUGAUAGCUAUAAUAAUCUCAACAACUGUGAGGAAUUGAGAAAUAAACUUUUAAAACUAUCCUAUGACUUGCUAAUAAAGAUUUCAGUUGAAGCUGAAGAAUAUUUAGUUCAGGAAUGCAGAAGUAUGUACUAUAUUCUCCUCACAUUUUCUCUUUAUAAACCAACAAUACCCGAUACUUUGGGUGCUUCUGAACUCUCUGAAACCAUCUCCAAUAAAAUUGAGCGUAACAUUACUAAAUUAACAUCAAACUCUAGAUUAUUAACUGGUCAUACACAUUCUAGUGAGAAUAACAAUUUGGGGAUGAAGACAGUUCAAUUCAUGCUUUUCUGUGAUAAGAUAAAUUGUUUUCUAAGAUUAUUGGGGUCAAAUACAGAAACAUCUAAUAAGGUUAAUUUAUCAUGUAAGAAGUUGGUUAUGGAGCUUCUAAAAAACCAUGAAAAGUUACUCUCUUCCAACCAAACUCAAGGUCUGAAGACUCUUUACGUCACCUUGUUGAACAAGUAUGGGUUGUUGUCACCUGAGAUUUAUUGUGAAUUUCUACAUAUUCUGGAACCGUGGCCAACUUGGAAGAGGAAUGAACUUACAAUGUUAUGUGACUUAUUCUCAAGAACUUAUCCCAACUAUUGUACUAAUACAUUAAGUAGAGGUGGUACUCCUGAUAACCAGCACUUUGUUUGCUCUAGAGUACUUGAUAGGAUACUGAGCUUGUUAGAAUCUUUAAUUAAAUAUGUAUUUGUAAAUGAUAACUUCUUUAAAUUCUCUAAUAAAGAACUCAUAUCAGUUUUGAACUUCUUAAACACUUAUUUGGAUGCUUAUAACGAUAAACUUACACCCAGUGAUUCGUUCAAUCUAACCUUUAAUGAGCAAGUGAAAUCCAUGAUAACGAAUAAAUUGUCUGAAAGAAUCAAUGUUAUGAACUUCAAUCAGCUUGUAAAACUGCUUUCAUUUCACAAUAUCAUCGAAGAAAGUUUUAGAGAUGAAAUUGUUCAGGGGAUUCUAAACUUGGACUAUUUGGGGGAUAUCUCCUGCCUGGUUUCAUUAAAUGAUCCUACGGUCACUUCUAAGGUUUUAAACACCUUUGACAUAAAAGUUGUUGAUGAAAGUUACGUUUUCAGAGAAAAGAUGUUGAAGAUGAAGUUUUUAAACAAUUACAAGAAACCUCAGGUAAAUGAGAACAUUGUGAGCCACUCUAACUACGAGGCUUUAAAAAUGUUAAUUUAAUAUUAUAAAAAUGGAUA
This is a messenger RNA of Theileria parva strain Muguga, 2549 nucleotides long. RefSeq lists its product as uncharacterized. The record is from RefSeq and is a predicted model, not a curated record. The transcript has a single exon. NCBI's taxonomy places the organism in Eukaryota, Apicomplexa, Aconoidasida, Piroplasmida, Theileriidae. Bases 1 to 2532 code for a protein of 843 amino acids.